AUGCAGCCAGAGCCGCAGCUGGGAUUCCAGCACCCCUCAGAUGGCCCCACCUGCCAAGCACUACAGCCACCAUGCCCAAGAGAAAGGCACAAAGGAGAUGCUAAAGAUGAUAAAGCCAAGAUGAGGGAUGAACCACAGAGAUCAGCACGGUUGUCUGCUAAACCUGCCCCUGCAAAACCAGAGCCCAGGCCUAAAAAGGCCCCUGCAAACAAGGGAGAGAAGCUGCCCAAAGGAAGAAAGGGAAAAGCAGGUGCUGGCAAGGAUGGGAACAACCCUGCAAGAAACCAAGAUGCCUCUACAGUCCAGUCCAAGAAUGUGGAAGGCACUGGGGAUGCCAAGUGA
Microcebus murinus (gray mouse lemur) is the source of this 342-nucleotide messenger RNA. Its product is annotated as high mobility group nucleosome-binding domain-containing protein 4-like. Gene Ontology annotation, molecular function: nucleosomal DNA binding. Gene Ontology annotation, cellular component: chromatin; nucleus. The record is from RefSeq and is a predicted model, not a curated record. Gene Ontology annotation, biological process: chromatin organization. NCBI's taxonomy places the organism in Eukaryota, Metazoa, Chordata, Mammalia, Primates, Cheirogaleidae.